AGCAGGGAGUGAAGGACAGAAGGCAAAGCUGUUUAACAAGUUAAAAGAAAAAAAGGAUAUCAAUUUCCAAAAUGAUUUUCAGAGCAAAUUGCUCUGAAAGCAGCUUAUGUUAUAUAGUAGGAGAAGAGGAAAACUAUUAAAAAAAGUAAAAUAAUAGAAAUAUUGGUGGAAGAUGCAAUGAUUGCUUUACAAAAGGACCAAUUUAACUAACAAGAAGACUGGAAUUAAGGAAACAAGGUGAAUAGAAAAAAGGAACAAUAAUGUAAUAAUUUAUAAAACAAACAUAAAAGGCUGCAAGACAUAUCAAAUAAAAGAGGAACAGAGAAGUACCAAGGAAUGCAGCAAGCUGGAAAAUUACGUAGUUUUUAACUUUAAAGACCUGUGCAAGAGAGCACAAUAGGAAAGAAUCCUAUUUACUUCACAUCUGGAAUCUGUUUAUUUUCAGAUGUCAGUGGCAGAGGAGACACUCUUCUGUCUGUGAACUUGCUGGAUGAAGUAGAAAAACUAUGUACUUUUAUAAAAUGUUGUGAAGUGCUUCGUAACCAGCCUUUGUAAAAUACAUAAAACUUAUUCCUUAGGUGAGGCAAGCAAGGAGAAAAGGAACUUUAGUAAUUAAAACAAACAACUGGGCCAGAGUGAUACAGCUUCAAGGAAUGAAUCUCUGUAAUCUGACUUUGCUCAGGACUGUAGAGCCAACUUUAAGUAACUGUUGAUUGUCUGAGAUGCUGUAAUUCUAUUCAUCACUGAGCAACCUGCAUUUCUCCCUCAGACGUGAAAUCUGUAGAUCAUGAACUCUGCACUAACCAAGUAUGGUUCCCCUCCUCGGAACUGGCUUGCUCUACGUCUCAGAAUAAAUGAGCGAAGCCUGACUGAAGAAAAGGUGCUACUAUGUCAAAACCCUGACUGCCCUGGUGACCGGAGGAGGGCUGUUAAGGUUUGUCACCAUGCAGACUGUCAGAUUCUUAACCACAAGUCUCCACUGAGCCUGUGUGAGUCAUGUGACAGCAAGUUUCACAGCACGAUGCACUUUGACCGACAUACACGUUUUGACCUACCACCUCAAGGUUCGAUACUGGCCAGAAACGUGUCUACUCGAUCAUGCCCUCCCCGUACCAGUCCUGCCUCAGAUGUGGAGGAAGAGGAUGAGGGGUUAAUGGACAGCAAAGGUGACAAGAAGAACUCUGCAUUAAAACUACCUAAAAAGAAGACUAGGAGGAGACAUACAGACGAUCCAAGCAAAGAGUGCUUCACUGUAAAGUUUGACUUGAAUGUGGAAAUUGAAACAGAAAUUGUUCCUGCCAUGAAAAAGAAAACUCUUGGCGAAGCACUCAUGCCAGUAUUUGAGAGGAAGGGGAUCGACUUACCCAAAGUAGAGAUUUUCUUGGAUCAGUCCAAUACACCUCUUUCUCUGCAUUUUGAAGCAUAUCGCUUUGGUGGACAUUACCUGAAAGUAAAAGCAAAGCCAGGAGAUGAGCUGAAGGUGGAAGAGGCAGUGAAAGACUUCCGUUCCCAAAGCCUUCCCAACAUGAGGCCAUCUGGUACUUCACUGAAUUAUAUUUGCAAUCCUGCCCCAGAGAAGGCUGAGACUUGUCCUCUGAGACGAGACAGCUUGGAUAUUCUGGUGCCAGGAAGACGAAGGAAGAAUAUGAGUGAAUUUCUUGGCGAUGCCAACAUUCCUCCUCCUGAAACCCUACACAGCUUCAGUGCUGCACUUUCCAAUAAUGGCAACGACACUUGGAAAAAUCGAGCUGCAAGUCGUUUCAGUGUUCUUUUUGGUUCUGGUGCCAAUGUUGGAAUGUUUGGGAAAGAGAUGGACAAGAUGGAACAGUUGGAGAGCAGACUGAAUUCUUAUGAGAUGUUUGGACUUCCCAAGAUGCCUCAGCAACUAUCUUUUGACCAAGACUCUUGGGAACAAGAUGACUCAAGUCUCUCGCUGGAAGAAUCGUGGCAGGAUAUUGUUGCUGCCCCUGAGACACUUACUCGUCGCCAGUGUCAUCAGCAGGAAGCUAUAUGGGAGUUGCUUCAGACAGAGGCCACAUAUAUCCGGAAGCUGAAAGUCAUCAGAGAUUUGUUCUUGUGCUGUCUCUUGAACUUGCAGGAGUCUGGAUUGCUGUGUGAGGUUGAACAUGAACAACUGUUUAGCAACAUCCAGGAGCUGAUCCGGCUGCAUGUGGACAUGUGGCAGGAUGUAAUGGCCCCCGUACUAGAGAAAGCCCGGAAAAACAAAACCCUUUUGAGUCCUGUGGACUUUAAGGAAGGAUUCAAUAAAACGUUUGGGUCCCGCUUCAAGCCGUACAUCAGAUACUGCAUGGAAGAGGAAGAGUGCAUGAAGUAUAUGAGAGACCUUCUCCGUGACAACGACCUCUUCAGGGUUUACAUUACGUGGGCAGAAAAACACAAACAGUGCAAUCGACUGAAACUCUCAGACAUGCUAGUGAAGCCUCACCAGCGGCUCACCAAAUACCCCCUUCUCCUCAAAUCGAUACUCAAGAAAACAGAUGAUCCACUGGAAAGGGAAACCAUUGUUACCAUGAUAAAUUCAGUUGAAGGCUUCAUCAAGCAAGUAAACUGCAGAAUGCGCCAACGACAGGAGCAGCAGAGACUGGCUGCCAUUAUCACACGCAUUGACUCAUAUGAAGCAGUAGAUGGCAGCACUGAAGAAGUGGAGAAGAUCCUGAAAGACUAUUGUCGGUUUGACUUGACAACCCCAAUGCUAGGAACGUCACCUGAUGACACUCGACAGCUACUGCUGGAAGGAGGCCUAAAGAUGAAGGAAGGGAAGGAAAGCAAGAUGGAUGUACACUGUUUCCUCUUUACGGACAUGUUUCUAAUCACAAAGUCAGUAAAGAAGGCUGAAAAGACAAAGGUCAUUAGACAGCCACUGUUUGUGGACAAAGUUGUAUGCCGUGAACUCAAAGACCCUGGGUCAUUUCUGCUAAUUUACCUGAAUGAGUUCCGCAGUGCUGUGGCAGCUUACAGUUUCCAGGCCAGCAGUCAGUCAUUGUGCCAGGGAUGGAUCGAGGCGCUGUUCAAUGCACAGAACCUUUUACAGAAGCUUCGUCUUCAGGAGUGCCAGCGACAGAUCCAGGAGGAGGAAGAUGCUGAAGCAGAAAGUGGGAAUUCCGCAGCCAGUUCACCAACUGUACCACGGAAAAACAGUGCCACUCUUGAAUCAGAGCCAAGCCACUCUGAUGGGUCCACUGAAACAAUAUCUGUCAUGGUCAUUGAUGCUCUUGAGGAGGUAUCUUCACCUGAAGGUGAAAGGGGACCAUUCAGCACUCAGUCUGAUGAGACCUCCAUCAGCACAAUAGAAUCAUCCAGCACGCCGACCAGGGAGAUGUACGAAUAUGGGGAGAUCUCUUCUGAAAGCCUCUCCAGUGGUGAUGUUAAUUGUUUGAAACCGGACCCUAACACAUGUCGAUCUGCUUCCAUUGAUAGUGCCUAUGGGACUCUGUCACCAUUGUCCAUGCAGGACUUUGUAGAGCAGCAGCACCAUCAGCAGCAACACCAUCACAACCAGGAGUCCAUGGAGGAAGACCAAGAAUCAACACAUUCCCAGCGUGCUUCCUCUCCAAAGCUCCGUCGGAGGCCUCCAGUGCAACUCCUCCCCUGCAGAGCCAAAGUUUUGAAAUCCAAAUCUGAAGCCAAUCUUCUUAACCUAAUAUCUUCCUCUUUAGUGACUCCAUAUAGUGAGGAACUUCAUGUUAGCCAGAGCAAAAGUCUCACUGAACUCUCGAGGUCCCUUGGAGAAACUGAGUUUUUUGGAACUCAGACUAAAGGCAAAGAAGAAGCCUUUGACAUUCCAUGUGAAUCCAUCAAUGAAAGGACUUGUAAGUUGUCAGCUACACUAAAGCGGGCUGAGGCACUGCAGCCAUUAAGAACUCGUGCACAGUCAGAUAGCACAUACAGAAGGGGGAGCCAAAUGAGUGAGUCUUCAGACAGCUGUAGCAGCAGUAGCUCACCUGAACUUUCAGAUGCGGAAGAGCUGGAAUUUGUAAAAGGACAUGCCCAUCCUGUGGUUAGUGGUGACCAGUCUGGGCCUGCUUCAGGGGACAGUGGACAGUCACAUUGCACAGAUCCUACAGACUGGUCAGAUUCACAUAAACUGGAUCAAGUGAUCCGCAGACCCCACAGUCAAUCCUUGACUGAGCUACCAGUGUAUCUUGAAAAUAAGGAGGGGUCAGGGUCACGACGGACCAAUUCUGAUUCACAUGGUGGGCAGCACCGCAAACUCACCCUAGCACAGCUAUACAGAAUAAGAACCACACUUCUCCUCAACUCUACACUAACUGCCUCGGAGGUCUGAACAUUUCACAGUUCUUGGAACAUGCUUGCAAGAAUGGGGGACACCUGCAGCCUAGCACCUGGACAUGUAAAUAUUGUAGACCCAGAUGCAUCAAGAACAGGAUAAGGUGAUCUGCUGUAUUGCCUCAGGUUUACUGAUAUCUUGAGCUUCAAUUUCCUAGUUAAAUGGACAUUCAGUGCAGCGGUGCUAGAAUGGACCUACUGGUGGCAGCUUAUCACUGUCACACCUAUAUGGCGCAGCUUAAGCUGUGCUGUGUAUAAAAGGUGCCUGUUGAAGAUUUCCAGUACUGCAGUGUGGACUAGUGACAUUUGUUGUUAUAUAUGCAUGUUUUGGGGAGAACAGAAGAAAAAUCCCCUGUUAUCAGUGGAGACAAACAAUAUACUUGGCUCAAGACAUAUAACUAAAAUUAACUGCUUGUAUGUAUAUGUGUAUACAGUGUAUCUAUAUAUAAAUAUAUAUAUAAUAUAUAUUAAUUAUUUUGAUUCAUGACAUAAAUGCACUCAAGGUAAGACAGAAAAUUCAGACUUCCCUUUACCCCAGUAUCUCUGUGUUAUACAUGGAGUAUUGCUUUGCACUUGUUAAAAGGGAGAGUCUAGAAUUUAUAAACCAGUGGGAAAAAAGUGGACACUACAUGCUGUGCCACGUAUUGCAAAUGGUUGAAGUGGCACUUUGCCUGUGGAAUUAGCCCCUUACUCUGUGCUGUUGCCACAGGAGUGGAGAAGAGGUGCAGAGAGGUUUGAUCCACAUUUCUUGAAUGGAAAGCAACUCGGAUGGACAUGGGAUUUGCACUAAUAAUGUAACAGCUCAUUUUAAAAUGCCAACUGAAUUAAUAUUUGUUCAUGUUUACUAAUGCACAUAUUUGGGCGACAACCUCCAGUACCACCUCUGGUUUACUGAAAAUGUUUAUUUAAAAAAAAAUAAAUAAAAUUACUCAAGAUUUCA
This is a messenger RNA of Protopterus annectens (West African lungfish), 5248 nucleotides long. It is a transcript of the gene PLEKHG5, whose product is annotated as pleckstrin homology and RhoGEF domain containing G5. Gene Ontology annotation, molecular function: guanyl-nucleotide exchange factor activity. The coding region runs from base 788 to 4306 and encodes 1172 amino acids. The record is from RefSeq and is a predicted model, not a curated record. Gene Ontology annotation, biological process: Rho protein signal transduction; endothelial cell migration. Lineage: Eukaryota; Metazoa; Chordata; Ceratodontiformes; Protopteridae. Gene Ontology annotation, cellular component: plasma membrane; endocytic vesicle; axon. The transcript is spliced from 22 exons.